AUGACAAGCCUGUUUAGUCUCAGAGAGAAGCUGUUAGUAGAGGGCCUCGUCCUGCUACUCCUCAAGGUGGAGCACAGUCGGUGCAGUGUUACAGAUGUGGAGAAGCCCACAUGGUUAGAGAUUGUCCCAUCCAAGGAAUUUCAACCACUUUCCUUCAACAUAGCUAAUUUCAACGAUACUGAAAGCGCAAGCUUCGUUGGAUACACAGGCGUAACAAAGAUUGAGAACGGAACCCUAGUUCUCAACUCACUCGUCAACGACGGAGUGGGACGAGCCAUCUAUGCCCAACCUCUGCAUCUCAAAAACUCUUCUAAUGGAAAUGUCACUCACUUUUCUACUCGUUUUUCGUUCACUAUCGACGUGUCCACAAAAUCCUACGGUGACGGUUUUGCCUUCUACGUGGCACCUCUUGCAUACCCUAUUCCGCCGGAUGCAGGUGGUGGUCUUCUUGGCCUAUACGGUGACACGCAAAACAUCAUUGCCGUCGAAUUUGACACUUACCUGAACGAAUAUGGUCCGCAUAUGUACCACGUGGGGAUCAACAACAACUCCAAGGUGUCCCUUGCUACUUCCUGGUUUGAUAUUGAGAGAAACAUAGGGAACAUGGUGCAUGUGUUAAUUACUUACAAUGCUUCAGCAAAACUCCUUUCUGUUCCUCUCUUUCCUGCUGUUCUUAAUUAUAUAGAAAUCUGA
Messenger RNA from Cajanus cajan (pigeon pea), 693 nucleotides. The record is from RefSeq and is a predicted model, not a curated record. Lineage: Eukaryota; Viridiplantae; Streptophyta; Magnoliopsida; Fabales; Fabaceae.